GGGAGGAGCAUCGUUGAGGCUGUAGGCGCGGUGAGGUUCCGGGCCCCGGAGCGACUCCGGAAGGGGGCGGGGCGCCACAGGCCCAUCCCCAGGAUAGUUUUCCAGUCCCGAAGUGCCGGUCCAACGGGAGCUUUGUGUCCAGCAAGAUCGGAAAUAUGUAGCCGUUAAAUGUUAUUUUCCUGGAUAGAAUUUUGUUCGCUUUUUAAAAUGUAUUGGUUAAUUCUUAAUUGGUAGUCUUUUGGAGUUCCUUUGGUAAUUUUCUCUCCGUGAAAUAUUUCAUGUUGUGUAAACACCGAAAGACUACCUCAAGAGGGCUUGGGAUUAUUUAGUAAGGAGGAGAAUUUCGCUGUUUUAUUCGUUGAUUAGGCUUUAUCGUGAAAGCGUUUUAAUUUUGUGCGUGGCUUCCCCCUUCCUUCUCUACCCUAUACUGGUGAAUCUGGUACUCUGGUGACUGGGUCUACAGAGGCCCCCCUCUUACCUGAGCAGUUUGAGGUCCUUCACUCUUCCAGAUCUCAGAACUUCUGCUUUAUUUCCCUCGUUGUCUAAAUCCCAGCAUCCUUCAGAACCUGGCAAAAGCUCUGUCUCUUUCAGGAAGCUUUGUUGGCACCCUUAUUACCAAAUACUUUGAAGCCCGAGUACCAGAGCUUAUCUGAGGAAUUGAUGCCCUUCUGCUUCAAAAAGCACACAGUCUAGUUAAGGAGACAGAGAAAUAGAGUAACGACAGAGUGAUGAGUACUUUUACUAGGAACCUACCAGGCCUGUGAGAACACAGGGAAAGCUCCAGACCUAACGAGGGGAUGGGGGUGAGGGCUGUUGAAGCCAUUUCUAUACUAUAUAUUAGCCUUGAGUUUCCAGCUAGACUGGGUGCUUCUAGGAGGGGUGCAUGCCAGCACGAAAAACACUUGACCUGUUCUUUGCCCGGAGAGAAAUUCAGUUACAUCCUUGGUGGGGCCGGUUGUAAGGAUGAGAUGAAAUGUGGCAACUGUGGUGAGAUUUCAGAGAAGUGGCAAUAUAUUCGGCUGAUGGACAGUGUGGCACUGAAGGGAGGUCGUGGCAGCGCCUCCAUGGUCCAGAAGUGCAAGCUGUGUGCAAGGGAAAACUCCAUCGAGCCACAUCUGGGCACCUGGACAGGGCCAGGGUAUGGACCCGUCAACUUUGUCUUCUCUUAUGUUUCAGAGAUUUUGAGCAGCACCAUCAAAUCUUACAAUGCUGAAGACAAUGAGAAGUUCAAGACAAUUGUAGAGUUUGAGUGUCGGGGCCUUGAACCAGUUGAUUUCCAGCCUCAGGCUGGGUUUGCUGCCGAGGGCGUGGAAUCGGGGACGGUCUUCAGUGAUAUUAAUCUUCAGGAGAAGGACUGGACUGACUAUGACGAAAAAGCUCAGGAAUCUGUGGGAAUCUACGAGGUCACCCACCAGUUUGUGAAGUGCUGAACCCUCUUCCUGCACACUUGCCUCAAAGAACUGAGAAGGGACAAUGUGCCCCAAGCAGCAGAGCCCACUGAGGCUAAUCCCCUCAUCCCCUGUCUGCUGGAAGCUGUCUGAGCCCACACAGCCUGCAUGCUGGGCUCUGCCACAGCUUCCCAAGCAUCACCAAUAAAGCUGCUGUUUGUGCUA
Felis catus (domestic cat) is the source of this 1613-nucleotide messenger RNA. It is a transcript of the gene CZIB, whose product is annotated as CXXC motif containing zinc binding protein. The transcript has 7 exons. NCBI's taxonomy places the organism in Eukaryota, Metazoa, Chordata, Mammalia, Carnivora, Felidae. The record is from RefSeq and is a predicted model, not a curated record. Gene Ontology annotation, molecular function: zinc ion binding. The coding region runs from base 798 to 1430 and encodes 210 amino acids.